AUGUAUGUUGACUCCGAUCCUAGAGAUAAACAACUUCAUGAACACGAACAUUCAGCCGAUGACCCUUGCAUGCCUAAUCCCUGCCAGAAUGGCGAACAGUGCAUGCUACAAGGCAACACGUAUGACUGUAUGUGCCAAAAUGGCGCAACGGGCAACAACUGUCAAAACGCUAAUGCAAACACCACGACGAUCAAUACUGUUGUUGUCAUUGUCGUUGUCGUCGUCUUGAUUGUCGUGCUGGUCAUUGUCGUGGUUUGCUUCGUCAAGAGGUCACGGCGCAGGCGUAGAGGCGGCCGGCCGUCUGCUGUUGAUAGAGGGCGUGGACAGGAGCUCAUUCAAAAGAAAUUGUCGAAUGUUUAUUGGAUUGACACUCUUCAAGCAUCGGCAUCGGAGUUCAGUGGACCAGCCAAGGAGUUCCCGCGGGACAAACUGCACAUCCUCGGCCAGUUAGGCAGCGGCUCGUUUGCUGUGGUCUACAAGGCCGAGGCAGAGGGAAUCAUCCGUAGGGGAACCAAUACGACGGUGGCCGUGAAGAUGUUGAAAGAAUCUGCUACACCCAACGAUCAGAGUGAUUUCAAGAAAGAGUUGCAAGUGUAUGCCAUGUUGGACCGACAUCCUAAUGUCCUGUCUAUGCUCGGAUACUGCACUGAUAAAGACCCGAUGUACAUAAUCCUGGAGUACGUUCCCCAUGGAGACCUGCAGACCUACCUGCGACACAUUCGGACGGGCACCGAACCCUUCUACCUGAAGAAGGGAGAGUUCAAGGAGAAGAAGGACCUGACACCGACGGAGAUCCUGACUUUCGCAUCUCAGGUGGUCAGGGGGAUGGAGUACCUAGCAUCAAAACAGUGCAUCCACAGGGACUUGGCGACCCGUAACAUCCUCCUUGGCAAGGAAAUGGUAUGCAAGGUGUCCGACUUUGGACUGGCUCGAGAAGUGGCCGAGAAAAGCCAAUACGAAAUGAAAUCACAGGGCAAAAUACCGGUUCGUUGGAUGGCACCUGAGUCACUGCUUAGUAAUAUGUACACGAGCAAGAGUGACGUAUGGUCUUUUGGUGUUCUUCUGUGGGAACUCGUUACGUUAGGAUCGCAUCCAUAUCCCGGCAUGUCAUCGCAGAAGGUCAUCGAUGAAAUAAAGCAGGGCUACCGACUACCCAAACCAGAGCAUUGUAGCGACGACAUAUACCAGAUAAUGAAGGACUGCUGGCAGGAGAAACCUGAAGACAGGCCGGAUUUCGCUGGUCUUCACACCACCAUAGACGACAUCCUUGCAGAUGCAGCGGGUUAUCUCGAGAUGGGAAAUCUUAAUCCAGAAGAUUACGUGUACCUGAAACCUGGCCAAGGUUCGAACAGCAUCACUUGCUCACUCACACGUUCGGCAACAGGCAGCAUCGAGUGAGUGAUCGCGUACAAUCACUACAAGCGUCACAGCUGUGCAAAAGACUGCAGGUUCAGUGUUUAUUGCACUAAAGCAAGUUCGAGCGAGAAUCGUCGUUAACCAUAGUUCAACUGUCUUUCUCAGAUGUACCUUAGGCCUGGAAUAGUUUAACUUCUAGAGCCGACUAUUGGCAACCCGACCCCGAGCUGGUUCUCGCGUUUGUUCUGAUUUCUACGCUAUAUGUACAUAACGGUCGAGAUCUGUUAAGUUGCAGGACCAGAUAAAUUGCCGAGUGUAUUAGGCAAUUAUUAAUCCUCAUAUUUUUUUUAGGAAGGGAGAAGCUCAUUAAAUGGAUUGUCUUAGCAGAGCCGAUCAAUUUACAUUAACUUCGAGAUAUAUAAUUUUCUUUGGUGAUGUGCUUAGCCGGUUUUAAAAAGUAUGUUUAAGACCGCUUUAAAGUCUAUAUGGAUGUUGAUUUGUAUCAACUAUUUCGAACAUUGGUCUAAAUUCUUGACAAAAUUGACGGUAACUGCUUGGUUGUACCGAUGGAUGUAUGUAACAUAUCGUGAAAUCAUCUGUACUUUGUAUCAGUGUAUAUAUAUUUUUUCGAAUUACGAACUAAACUUGCAGGUAUUGAAAUACCUAAAUCUACGUUCAUCGAGUGA
Patiria miniata (bat star) is the source of this 2042-nucleotide messenger RNA. Its product is annotated as tyrosine kinase receptor Cad96Ca-like. The coding region runs from base 1 to 1398 and encodes 465 amino acids. Gene Ontology annotation, molecular function: ATP binding; transmembrane receptor protein tyrosine kinase activity. Gene Ontology annotation, biological process: positive regulation of kinase activity; cell surface receptor protein tyrosine kinase signaling pathway; protein phosphorylation. The record is from RefSeq and is a predicted model, not a curated record. The transcript has 11 exons. Gene Ontology annotation, cellular component: signaling receptor complex. Lineage: Eukaryota; Metazoa; Echinodermata; Asteroidea; Valvatida; Asterinidae.